CUUUGAGAUUUUGAUCGUGAUUUUAUAUAAAAAAGAAUCAGCUAAAAUGGAUUAUCUAUCAGCAAAUUUAAACAUAAAUGAAACAGCUGAAGAAUUUUUAUCCUAUCUUGGAAAUUCUUCAUCAACAGAUAUAUUUGGUAAUUUAAGUGAUGCACACAACAAUGAAUCUUUCGCAUCAACUACUGCCCUAACACCACAUACGAUAUUCCGAAAUGGAUAUCCGAGCGGAUACACUAUUACUUCCAUCAUAUUUGCAUCAGUCAUUGUCACAAUCUUAAUGAUAGUUAUAGUCGUUGGUAAUAUGCUAGUAAUUAUUGCAAUCGCUACUGAAAAGGCAUUAAAAAAUAUCCAGAACUGGUUUAUUGCAUCGCUGGCCGUUGCAGAUUUUUUCCUUGGCCUUGUAAUAAUGCCAUUUUCGCUAGCAAAUGAAUUAAUGGGCUAUUGGGUCUUCGGUUCUUGGUGGUGCGACAUUCAUUCAGCUGCCGAUGUGCUGUUGUGCACAGCAUCAAUAAUGAAUUUAUGUCUAAUAUCGCUCGAUCGAUACUGGAGUAUUACACAAGCUGUAGAGUAUUUAAAGACGCGAACGCCAGCACGUGCUGCUGUGAUGAUAGCCGCUGUUUGGAUAAUGAGUGGACUGAUUUGUAUACCGCCAUUACUCGGCUGGAAAGCAAAACGUCCUGAAGGUGAUUUGCCACAAUGCCAGCUAUCUGAAGAUAUUGGUUAUGUACUGUAUAGUGCACUUGGUUCAUUCUACAUACCAUCAUGCAUAAUGGUUUUUGUUUACAUUCGAAUUUACUAUGCUGCAAAGGCUCGUGCAAGAAGAGGUAUACGAAAACAACCAAGAAAACUGCCAAAUGAACAGGAAACAAAGUUUUCAAAUCCACGGACUAAUAUUCCAAUGCCCCCUGGUCCAAGUGCUUCAAAAGAAUGUUCGAUGCAUCCAUCUCAAAUAGCAACAAUAGAACAACCGCCAAAUAAUGGUUCAACAACGUGCAAUAAUAAUGGUUUACCAGAUCAACAAGUGCCUGGCACAUCAGCAAAUAUAUCAAUACCUAUGGUAACCUGUGAUUUUGCUUCCGAUGUUUCGACAAGUGAAGCUGGUGCUGAAAAUGAAAAUGAUAUAUAUAAGGAUAGAUUGCAAGUAGAUUCAGUGGCUUCACCACAGGAUGGUAAGUCACGUUUAGCACUGUCAAUAAAUGAUACAUCAAAUUAUGAUAGUUCAGCAAAUGUUAAUUCAACAAUGUUUAUAGAAAAAUCAUACGCAAGUGAUAUUAAAAAAUCAUCGCCUAAUAUUGGGCGGUGCCGUGCCCUUUCAGUAAACAUUGAUACUGAUGCAGUUAGUGAAUUUGAACCAUCAAGUAGUGAUUCCGGUGUAGCUAGUCGAUGUGCGGUAGUUAAACCAUUAAAAUUUCGAUUAUGUCAACCAAUUUUUGGUAAACGGUUUACAAAAUCGACAAAUAAAGAGCAAAAUCUCAAUCAUCACCACCACCACCAUCAUCAUCAUCAGCAUAAUAAAAAAGUGAAAAAUCAAAAUAAAAACCAAAAGUCAGUGUCAACUGGCAUGCCAUCAAACUGCGAAAUAGAGCCGGCAAUCCCCAAAGUUAAACAGCGUGAUCCAGAGAAAGAGAAAAGACGGAUAGCACGAAAAAAAGAGAAACGAGCAACUUUGAUUUUGGGACUUAUAAUGGGAAGUUUUAUAGCAUGCUGGCUUCCAUUUUUCUUCCUGUAUAUUCUUACACCUGCCUGCCCUACAUGCGAAAUUCCGUCAUGGGCGUUUGCACUAGCUUUCUGGCUUGGGUAUAUGAAUAGCGCAUUAAAUCCUGCCAUUUAUACAAUCUUCAAUAAAGAUUUUCGUCGAGCUUUCCGUCGCAUAUUGUUUAAGUGAUGUUUAUCUUAUAUAUGCUGUUAUAGAUGCGUCUCGCGUUCUAUUGAAAAAGCAACAGAAAAAGCUAUGAUGGGUGCAAGAUCACCAAUGUAUGGCCGCUAUUUAAGGCAGCAUUAUUAAAUAAUUUAUAAGUAAAUAAAUUUUUUCCAAUUUACAAUGAAUUUAAAUAAAAAUUUAAAUUUAAAUUUAUUUUUAAUUAAAUUAAUUGAAUAGUAACAUAUUAGCCAAAAUGUUAAGUUUUUAAAAUUUAAAAUACAUUUCUUAGUAAUUUAUAACUUUUUAAAAACAAUGCAUUUUAGUUUUUGUUUUAAUGAUUAAUUUAUUUCUUUGAAUUGUUGAUAGUGAAAUUAAAUACAAUAAAGAGAGUAUAUUUUUCUGAAACCAAUUAAUAUAAGUAUUAAAAAAAAUACAGGGAAUCUUACAAGUAAAGUUCAUCUUGCAAAAUUCAAAGAAAAACCUGAGAGGAAGAUCCAUCAUUGGUAUAUGACGAUAACAAAAUGAAGAAGUAAUUAUUAAAAUUAUUAUAGAAACAAAAUAAUAGUAUUAAUAUAAUUGUAAAAUAAAUUGUAACAUUGAGCAAAUGUGUUCAAUAUUUAUGCAUACACAUAUUGUUAAAUAAUUUAUUUAUAAGCAAAAAGAGAAAAAGUAUUGUUGAAAUGAAAGAUGAAAAAAGUUUAACAAUUACAACCGGUAUGUUGAUUUUUUUUUCGCUCUUUUCAAUUUUCUACCCUCAUUGCGUGUAUAUGUGUGUAAAUAACAACAAAACCUCAUAAAAAGUUUUUUCUUUAGUAUUCAACAUAUUUUCAAUAUUUUUCACCAUCUUUUCCUCGUGAUUUACUUUUAUGAAUGUCGGUAAAAUGUUUUUUCACAUAACUGGAUUAUAACGUAAAUGUUCAAAUACAUAAGAAUUUGAUAAAAUAGAUUCAUAAUUAAUAAAUAAAAAAUCAUAACACCAAAAAAACAUAUAAGAUAAAAUUUAAAAAAUUACGACUAAGCGAAGUAGGAACAAUUUUCAAUCAUUAAAAGAAUGAUUAAUAACAUUAACAAUAAAAAAAAAAGUUUUCAAUAGAUAAGUUUUUAUAACAUAUUAUAUAAAUGUAAGAAGUU
This is a messenger RNA of Chironomus riparius, 2992 nucleotides long. NCBI's taxonomy places the organism in Eukaryota, Metazoa, Arthropoda, Insecta, Diptera, Chironomidae. The record is from the annotation of a GenBank genome assembly.